CGCUCCUCAUCCUCCUCUUCAUCCCCUUCAUCAUCCUCAUCUCCUGGACGCUGGGAUGGCGAGCCUCCUCCUCCUCCUCCUCCUCGUGCUGCUGCUCCUCAGCGGGACGCCGGCUCAGAGGGUCAGAGCUGGUCGUCAGAACAUGAGAGUUCGGAUCAAGGCCAGCGGCGACACCAUCGUGAUGCAGUUCGUGCGUUCGAGCCCGGACGUGAAGCUGGAAGGUUUCAUCCUGGGCUACGGCAGCGGCCUGUUCUCCAGACAGUGGGUCCAGCUGCCGGAGGACGGACGGGCCUUCGAGGCCGAGAUGGACGCAGAGCCAAAGUACCUGGUGGCCGUUCAGCCAAUCCCAGUCAACGAUGUGAAGAAGCACUGCACAGGUCAACUGAACCUGGACAAAGCGCUGCACCUGGUGAUCGGCUCCGUCAGCCCCACGGCCGUGCUGCUGUCCUGGGGACACGACCUGAAGACGCCGUACGAAGGAGACGUCCUGGAGGAGUGUCUGGAGGACGGGUUUUACACCAUCCGCUACAGAGAGAGGAACAGGAAGUGGAAUUAUCAGACCUGCCCCACCAGCGACACCGUCAUCGACAACCUGAAACCAAACACGGCGUACGAGUUCGGCGUCCGAUCCAACAAGGACGAGCGCAGCGGCGCGUGGAGCAAACCGGUCGUUCACAACAUGAACAAUAAAAAUGCUCAGAAGACGUUUCAGCUGCGUCACCCUCUGGUCAAACCGCUGAAGCCUCACGGAGCUCACGCUCUGUUCCCCCCCCGUCCUGCUCUACACAACCGCACACAGCCUCGACUGUCUCCCCUCAGACACCCGGGGUUCCCCGGAGCGCCGCGCACGUCUAUCGUUACCGGACAUCGCCACCGGGGCAUGUCCCCGCCCAAACCAGCCUUAUGGCACCGACACCGACUGGUGAACAACUCGCUGCUGGACGACACGUCUCCGCUCCCGGACGUGUUCGCCCGCUCUGGGCCCGGGGUCGAGGACCAGCGGUUUCACGGUAACGGCCUCGGUGUCGCCUCUCUCUCCUCGUGCUCGCUCGCCGCCUGGCGCUUCCUCCGCUCUGCGCUGCCAGCUCUGCAUGGCCGUCCUGGAUGUCGACAGACGAAUCUGUUUGUUUCAGGCUCUCCGGCUCGUCCCCUCAACAAGAGGCCGAACCUGGUGGGGAAACCUGGAGAAACAGACAAAGUCAACGACUUCAGGCUGACGGACAAGUUACAGAUCCUCAAACCCAAAGUCCCUCUAGCCUCCGCCAAACCAGAGCGGAGACAGACCACCACCACCGCCACCACCACCCCCACGACCACCACCAUGACCACCACCACGACCACGGUGGCACCGACACCUGCGACUCGACAGGAAACGUGGGAAGACUCCGACCUGUUCAAGUCUCAGCCGACCUCAGAAAUCGACGCCAUGGGAAAUAAAAGAUUUGUUGCUCCUCACGUUGUUUAUCAAACAGGAAAGAGACCGGACGAGCCGUGUUCCAUCACCUCCUCCCUCAGCUACUUCCCUGGACACGAACAGGGGGAAGCCAACGCUACUGCGCCGCCCAAGACUCCGCCCUCAAACCUCACAGUGGUGACGGUGGAGGGGUGUCCAUCCUUCAUCAUCCUAGACUGGGAGAAAACCGACAACAGCACCACGGAGUAUGAAGUCAUCUCCACCGCUAAAGGACCUGAUGGCGAGCAGGUUUCCAUCCUGACGACCAACCAGACUCACACGGCGGUGGAGAACCUCAAACCUGAGAGCAGUUAUGAGUUCAAGGUGAAACCAAAGAACGAUCUGGGUUCGGGUCCGUCCAGCGAACCAGUUUCCUUCAACACAGAAUCAGCCGACCCUCGAGUGAGCGAGAACGUGUCAGGUAAAGACGCCAUCUGGACUAAGUUCCCCUUUAAGACGGACUCGUACUCCGACUGUCACGGGAAACAGUACGUGAAGAGGACCUGGUACCGGAAGUUUGUUGGUGUCCAGCUGUGCAACUCGCUGAGGUACAAGAUCUACCUGAGCGACUCGCUCAAAGGUAAAUUCUACAACGUCGGAGAUCAGAGCGGCUUCGGCGAGGAUCACUGUCAGUUUGUCGAUUCCUUCCUGGAUGGAAGAACGGGUCGAAAGCUGCGAGCCGACCAGCUGCCGCCCAGACCCGGUUUCUACAGAGCCGUGCGACAGGAGCCUGUCCACUUCGGACAGAUAGGAGGACACUCCCACGUCAGCUACGUCUCUUGGUACGAGUGUGGAACGCCAAUCCCAGGAAAGUGGUAGACGGACCCGAGCUCAGAGCCGUCCUGGGAGAUGCCUGAAAGACGAGCAGGUCCUGAGAACGAGCCGGAGCUGAGACGUCAGAACCCAGAGCUUCAGAAACAUGGACUUCAUGGUCAGGGAACUUAAACUGAAUCAGUAAACGUGUGUCGUCUUCUGUAUUUAUCAAAGUGACGUUCGUUUCCUGUGCAGUAAAACAAAUCUCACGUUAUAGAUUUGAUUUUGUAUUCAUGGGAAGCUGGCUCCCUGUUUUCAUGUUAUUUAUCUGAAGCUCUUUGGUCACAUGACUCCACCACGGAGACGCUUCUUCUUCUUCUUUAAAAUGGAAACAAGACGACGUCCUGCUUCACUUCCUCCUCUGUCACAAACUGGAUCUAAACAGAACAGAAUAAUAACAACGAGACGUAAACUCAUCAACAGCCGACCAAUUCACUUUUCAGGAAUCAAAAAAUCUGAGAAGAAAGUGUAGAAUAUAUAACAGAAGAACCUUUUCUUUCCUCAUCAGGUAUCUGCAGAAUAUGAAACACUUUCUCUUUAUUUAUAAAACAUCAGGAUUUUUUUUUUUUUCAUUUUUACAUAAAAAUCUGCUUAAAGAUCAAUUAUUUGAUGACCGAUGUUGCCGUCUUCUGUGUUCGAUGUUUAAAUUCAGGCCCGAUUUUGUGGGUUUUAACGAUUCGUUCAUUUCCGAAAAUUGUCAUGAAUGCUGCUUCGGACUCACACACAGGAAACAAUAUGGAGGCUUCUACACUUUGCAAUUUGCACAACAAAAAUGUAUUUAUAUGUAUAUGGAGAGAAUGUAUUUUUAUAUACAUUUUUGCAGAUGCAUCCCCAUGGCCUUUCUUUUACGAUAACGUUGUAACUCUUCUUCUUCUCUGACGCUAAGGCAAAAAAUCUGACAGGAGAAAAUGGCUGAUAAAUCUAAAUAUUCAUAUUUAAACAAACUCUUUGUGUAUUUUACCAAACAAACAGACGAUAAAGUUGAGUUAUUGUGGUGGUUAGCAUUGGUUAGCAGAGGUGUAACAACGGCUACUUAAUUCUAAAGCUACGUGGCUAGCUCACCAGCUGCUCAUUACAGCUAGUUAACAAAGAGUGGGAAACUGUUUGUUAUGAGAAUAAUGUCGAGCUGAAAAUGUAAAAUAUGACAUUGGACAAAAAGUCUUUAUAUUUUCAACAUCAAAUCAAACUGGGAACUUUAGCUAAGCUAGCUUCAUUAGCAAGAACAACGCAACGACUGACUUCCUGAAAAUCACAAAAUAUCAAGAUAAGUAUCUGAAAGUUUCAAAGAGAACAAUAAAGUUUGGUAGUGACUAAAGGAAGGUGAGUUAGUCAGUGGGUUUGUAUCUUGCUAAUUAGCCAUGAAGCUCAGGUUUCUAUAGAUUUACGAGUUCACAGGACUUUUAGGUGUAAAAUGUAACACUGGGUUUGUCUAAAUAUAAAAAUCUGACGUUUAUAAGCCGCCAUGUAACUCAAAUGUCGUAGAACAGUCCUUGAUCGGGGCUAAGAGCUAGCAUGCUAAUGUGUUUUUGUCAUUGAGUCAUUCAUUUUCUGUUGUUUUUAAUGUUUGUCCUGGUGACGCUGAACUUUAACGACUCUUCCACCAAAUCAACGUGUCAAAUAUGUUCUGUACGUUUAUUUUUAUUUUAUUUUCAACA
Messenger RNA from Platichthys flesus (European flounder), 3921 nucleotides. RefSeq names its product target of Nesh-SH3-like. The coding region runs from base 56 to 2272 and encodes 738 amino acids. The record is from RefSeq and is a predicted model, not a curated record. Gene Ontology annotation, molecular function: protein binding. The transcript is spliced from 20 exons. NCBI's taxonomy places the organism in Eukaryota, Metazoa, Chordata, Actinopteri, Pleuronectiformes, Pleuronectidae. Gene Ontology annotation, biological process: extracellular matrix organization; positive regulation of cell-substrate adhesion.